AUGAGCUUUGUAUAUGACGAAUUCGGCAGACCAUUCAUUAUCUUGCGAGAACAAGAUAAGAAGCAAAGACUAAAGGGUGUUGAUGCUAUAAAGUCCAAUAUUUAUGCAGCCAUUAAAGUUGUAAAUACACUCAAGACCUCUCUGGGACCCAGAGGUAUGGAUAAGAUGAUGGUGAGUCCCGAUGGUGAUGUUACAGUCACCAACGACGGUGCAACUAUUCUUGAUAAAAUGCAAGUGAACCACCAAGUUGCAAAACUCCUCGUAGAACUCUCACAAUCACAAGACGAUGAAAUUGGAGAUGGUACUACUGGUGUUGUUGUAUUGGCAGGAGCUUUGCUUGAAAAGUCUUUGGAAUUACUCGACCGAGGUAUUCACCCAACAAAGAUUUCUGAUGGUUAUGAAAAGGCAGCUGAUAUCGCUUGCGAGGAGCUGGAAAGAAUUAGUGAUAGACUUGAAUUUUCUAAAGAUAAUCUUGAACCAUUGUUAAAGACUGCUUCCACUACUUUGAACUCUAAGAUUAUUAACAAAUUCAGAGAAAAGUUUGCCAAGAUGUGUGUUGACGCUGUUAUGAGUGUUGCAGAUAUUGAUAGAAAGGACGUCAAUUUGGAUUUAAUCAAAGUUGAAGGAAAGACUGGUGGUAAACUUGAAGAUUCCCAACUUGUUGAUGGUAUUGUGGUCGAUAAGGAAAUGAGUCAUCCUCAAAUGGUGAAAGACAUUGAAAAUGCAAAGAUUGCUAUUUUGACUUGUCCAUUUGAACCUCCAAAGACAAAGAACAAGGGAACUCUCGAAAUUGACACUGUUGAAAAGUAUAAUACCUUGUAUGAGAUUGAACAAAACUAUUUCGUAGAACAAGUGAAGAAAUGUAAAGACUCUGGAGCAAACUUGAUUAUAUGUCAAUGGGGAUUUGAUGAUGAAGCAAACCACUUACUUUUACAAAAUCAACUUCCAGCAGUCCGUUGGGUUGGUGGUGUUGAGAUUGAAUUGAUUGCUAUUGCUACUGGUGGUAGAAUCAUUCCAAGAUUUGAAGAAUUGAGCUCUGAAAAACUCGGUUCAGCAGGCAGAGUGCGUGAAGUCACUUUUGGUACUACUUCCGAUAAGAUGAUUUUCAUUGAGAAUUGUGCCAAUACCAAGGCAGUUACAAUCUUUAUCAGAGGUGGUAACAGAAUGAUUAUUGAUGAAGCUAAGAGAUCUAUCCAUGAUGCUUUGUGCGUUGUUAGAAACUUGGUGAGGGAUAAUCGAAUUGUUUACGGAGGCGGUUCAGCAGAAUUGGCUUGCUCCUUAAGAUUACAAGAAGAAGCCGAUAAGGUUACAAAUGUUGAUCAAUAUGCUAUCAGAUCCUUUGCAGAUGCAUUGGAGUUUGUUCCUCUAGCUCUUGCCCAAAACAGUGGUUAUAACUCGAUUGAAUGUGUCUCCAACGUUAAGGUUGAGCAAUUGGAGAAGAAGAAUCCACGUCUAGGUGUUGACUGUAUGAAUAGAGGUACUAGAGACAUGAAGGAACAAGGCGUGUUUGAAACUUUGGCCGGAAAGCAACAACAAAUGAGACUUGCCACUCAAGUUGUAAAGAUGAUUUUGAAGAUUGAUGACGUGAUUAUCAACCAAAGCACCCAAUUCUAA
Messenger RNA from Naegleria lovaniensis, 1614 nucleotides. RefSeq lists its product as uncharacterized. Lineage: Eukaryota; Heterolobosea; Eutetramitea; Acrasida; Naegleriidae. Gene Ontology annotation, molecular function: ATP hydrolysis activity; ATP binding; ATP-dependent protein folding chaperone. Bases 1 to 1614 code for a protein of 537 amino acids. Gene Ontology annotation, biological process: protein folding. Gene Ontology annotation, cellular component: chaperonin-containing T-complex. The record is from RefSeq and is a predicted model, not a curated record. The transcript has 2 exons.